Molecule: messenger RNA, 861 nt
Organism: Mucor mucedo
Lineage: Eukaryota; Fungi; Mucoromycota; Mucoromycetes; Mucorales; Mucoraceae
Exons: 8
Coding region: 205-861 (218 amino acids)
Source: RefSeq, a predicted model, not a curated record
GUUCUUCCCCGCCGGAUUUACACAUUUUUUUUACACAUUCGGUGAAAUAAUUAAGAACCAAUGAAAUGCAUUUGACACUUUGCAAGAACUGAGCCCCCAAAUAAAAAAAAAUUUCACACUUUUUAGAAAGACGCUUAUUUUUAAAGAUCCGAGCCAAUGAAGUUGUUCCUGAUUUCGUAACUUCAUAAUGAGUUAUAUAGUAACAUGGAAUACGUUGUAGUUAUGACACAAGAAAAGAAAGCUGCUUCUUCUGUUAAUGGCGAAAGUGACAGCAAAGAUGAGGAAGGUAUUGUGCUUCGACAAGAGCAUACUCCUGCUUUGUUAGAAGCAAAUACUCCAGAGGAAAAAGAACAACGAAUCUUAAAAGCUUUAUUGGAAAAGAUCGGCCGGGAAUCGGAAGCCCAUGUAGUUUGUGCGGUUGUGAGAAAGGUAGUUGGGUACAACCGUGCCCAUUACGUGAUCUCGGGGACAGAAGCUGGUGAGGGUUUUUUGCAGGAGUACGAAGAAAGGAAUGGAGGUUCUCUCAGCUCCAACCUUGAGUAUUUUGCUGAGAGACACAAGAGUGUUGAGGAAGGACGAGUGAAAGGUCCUUCAUAUAAAGUGACCAAAAAUCCCCCGGCUAUCAAGCGAAAGAGGACGAAACAAGGGCAAUUAUCACUGAUACAGAGACACAAGAAGUUCAGUGAUCCUCCUUCAAAGAAGUUGAACGAGACGCCGAACAUGUCGUUCUCAGACAUGUCGGCUUGGGAAUCUCGAUCAGGAAAUGGCCAGCACAUCUCCAAUUUAGACGAGAGUUGCCAAGUUCAUCAUUCCUUAUCAGAAAAAGUAGCAAUGGUUGAUGCAAAUUAUGAAAGACGAUAA